AUGCUGGUACCAGGGUACGUACUGCUCCUGUCCAUCAUCCACAGCUGUCUUGGGGUGGACCUCACCUACAACAUCCAGGAAGGGAAGAGCCCUGGUACCUUCAUUGGUGAUAUCUCUGCCGACACACACUUGCUAGACAAUAUCCCCCUGCGUGACCACAACCUCAUUACAUUCACCCUCCUGCAACAGAAUGCCACAAGCAGCUCACAGCUGUUCAGGGUCUCCAAGCAAAAAGGAAGAUUGUAUACCGCCCAGAUACUCGACGCUGAGUCGAUUUGCAAACGGAAGAUGGAGUGUUUCAAAAUGGUUGACGUAGCUGUCCGGAAAGCCAAGUCGUUUAUGCGCAUUGUCAACAUCAAAGUAAUUAUCGAAGAUGUCAACGACAAUGAACCAGAAUUUCCUGAAGAACAAAUUGACAUUCAGUUUUCCGAGGGGGUCAGCAAAGGCCUCAGAAAAUCAAUCCCCAACGCCAUCGACAGGGACGUCGGGGCUUUAAAUUCAAAAAUCACUUAUGAACUGAAAAGAAGCAAUAACGAGCCUUUUUCAUUAUCAGUACGUAGCAUCCCAUUCGGCACCCCCGAACUAAGUAUAUCGGUCGAGGAAAAACUCGACAGAGAAAUUAAAGACUCUUAUAUGAUUCAAGUGAUUGCCAAAGAUGGCGGGAUACCGCAAAAACAGAGCAUCUUAGACGUUCACAUUACAGUGACGGACCUUAACGAUAACCCCCCAGUAUUUACUUUAGAUAUAUAUAACGUAUCUAUUAAAAAUAAGGACUAUGGAGACAUUUCAAUUGUCGUUGUCUCAGCAACAGAUUUAGAUGCCGGGGAAAAUGGUCAUAUUACGUAUCAUUUCAGUCCACAGACGUCGAAGGACGUCAGAACUCAUUUUGAACUAGAUGAAGUAACAGGGGAUAUAUAUUUGCGACAUAAAUUGCCUUCGAACCAAAAUACAAUGUACAAAUUGUUCGUAACGGCAAUAGAUGGCGGUGAUUCCCCUCUUAGUGGCCUAGCCGUUGUUUUGGUCAAUGUGAUUAACACGCAAAACAGGGCACCGAAUAUAUUUGUAAACUUUGUCUCCGAAUCGACGGGAAACACGGCCGCCAUAUCCGAAGAUAUCGAAGUUGGCAGUUUUAUUGCUUAUGUAAAAGUUAUAGACUACGAUAUAGGGCAAAACGGGGAGGUCAACUGUGACCUGCAACAUGAAAAAUACAAACUAGAGAGUCUGGGCAAGAAAAAAUACAAAAUAAUUGUCAAAAACCCGGUUGACCGAGAGACAGAGGACCACCACGAUAUUUCCAUCGUGUGUCAAGAUAAAGGAUCCCCGCCUCUCCACAGUGAGAGCAGGUUCUCUAUCAAAGUAAUGGACGCCAAUGAUGUGCGUCCACAAUUCUCUAAAGAGACGUUUAAAUUUUCGAUCCGUGAGAACCAGAGGUCAAAUUAUCCGGUGGGGUUCAUCAACGCCACAGAUCCUGACCUCGGGUUCGGGGGUAAACUGACUUAUUCCUUAGUCACAACCAACACCCAGCAGUUCUUACCUUUUCAGAUCUCAGAAAACGGACAGAUCACGACGGUAAUAUCCCUGGACCACGAAUUCCAAGAUAUUUAUAAGUUUCGAGUUUUGGUCAAGGAUAAUGGAAUUCCGUCUCUGAAUAACUCGGUUAGUGUGAUAGUUGAAGUAAGAGAUGAAAAUGAUAAUGCGCCGUACUUUACUUUCCCCAGCGUGAAUCCGUAUACGAUGGACAUCGUGUACUACCCGCAUCGAACGAAAAAUAUUACGGUUUUGAAAGCUGCCGACAGUGACAGCCAAGAAAACGCAUUUUUAAAAUAUGAUCUCAUAGCUGGCAAUGACAAACAGCUAUUUACAAUUAACCAAUACACCGGCUUGUUAUCAUUUACACGAGUUGUCAAUCAGCAAGACGCGGGGCCGUACGACCUGGAGUUUAUGGUCAAGGAUAGCGGAACGCCGGUCCUUUCGGCGACAACGACAAUGUUUCUGAAACUGACUGUAAGUAAUAAGACGACCGAGAUGUUAAAUGCCGUUAAUAUAUUGCCCGACGAUAAAAUUCAGCUCUAUUUGGUUAUUGUGAUUGUGUUAGUGUCGGUGACAGUGUCAGUGCCGAUUACAGCCGUAGUAUCUAUAUCGAUUAUAAGAUACAACGAUCACGGAAGGACAGCCGACAGAGAAGAUGUGAACCCCAACUACAAAAGUGCUGACGAACAGAGACACGUUGGGUGCUCUCGUCAGUCAACCCAUUCCCAAUCAUCAGGGGGCUCUGUGACUGUGAAGACUGAUUCGGAAAAGGUCUCCCGAACUUUGCCCGCCAGACCUGACCGAGGAGAACACUCAGUAGAAAAGAUAAGCCAUGGAUGCAAAAGCUCUUCGCUGGGUGCGAAAGCCAAAACAACGUCUGACGAUGUCUAUGAGGUAAGUGAAAACGUUGGGGCUGGAUGGUAG
This is a messenger RNA of Acanthosepion pharaonis, 2454 nucleotides long. NCBI's taxonomy places the organism in Eukaryota, Metazoa, Mollusca, Cephalopoda, Sepiida, Sepiidae. The record is from the annotation of a GenBank genome assembly.